Theobroma umbraticum is the source of this 1321-nucleotide messenger RNA. RefSeq names its product Chaperone DnaJ-domain superfamily protein. Gene Ontology annotation, cellular component: endoplasmic reticulum membrane. Lineage: Eukaryota; Viridiplantae; Streptophyta; Magnoliopsida; Malvales; Malvaceae. The record is from RefSeq and is a predicted model, not a curated record. Gene Ontology annotation, biological process: protein folding.
GCUUCUAACUGUGAAGGCAUUUCGAACGAGACCAGAGAACGAAAAAAAAGAAAAGAAAACAGGAUGAAGACGAUGGCGCCACCGGCGGCGAUUCGGUGGUGCACAGUCCUAUCGACGCUCGUUCUAUUUCUCCUCAUCUGGCCGUCGGUCGCAAUUUACUGUGACGAAGACGAUUGCUAUGAUCUUCUAGGGGUUUCUCAAAAUGCUAAUGCCUCGGAGAUUAAGAAAGCUUACUACAAGCUCUCCUUGAAAUAUCACCCGGAUAAGAAUCCAGAUCCGGAAUCGAGAAAGCACUUUGUGAAAAUUGCCAAUGCUUAUGAGAUUUUGAAAGAUGAAGCCACAAGGGAGCAAUAUGAUUAUGCAAUUGCACAUCCGGAGGAGGUAUUUUACAAUACAGCUCGUUACUAUCGUGCAUAUUACGGUCACAAAACGGAUCCUCGUGCUGUCCUGGUUGGUCUUCUUCUCAUUCUUUCGGCAUUUCAAUAUCUAAAUCGGUGGACUAGGUAUAAUCAGGCCGUAGCUAUGGUCAAGAAGACACCUGCUUACAAAAACAGACUGCGGGCAUUGGAACUUGAACGCAGUGGAGGAACCACAAAUAAGAAGAAGAGUAACAAGCAGAUGGACAAGAAAAAGGAGGAAGAUCUCAGCAAAGAGCUCGAGCUAGACAUAAAGGGAGCUGAAAAGCCCUCCAUCUGGGAAUUAAUUGGCAUCCGUUUCAUUCUUCUCCCUUAUACUAUUGGCAAGCUAUUGUUGUGGUAUGGCUGCUGGUUCUGGAGAUACAAGGUUAAGCGAGGUCCAUAUUCUUGGGAAGAUGCAUCUUACUUGACAAGAAACUCCCUCAGAGUGCCUCUGGAUGCAUGGCUAAACAUUGAUGAAUCAACCAAGGAGGAUCUUAUUCAGAGACGAUUAUGGAUUAAGUCCAACUUAGAGAGCUACCUAGCAGAAAUGCGAAAAGAAUACAAGCGCAGAAGAUAGGAGGAUAUUAUCCCAUUGCUCACUUGAGAGUGUUUGCCGAAACUUCAUAAACAUACAAGAUAAGAACCGCAUUUUACUAAUAUAGUUGAUUUUGGAUUCAUUUAUACCCGAAGGCAGCGAAGACCGUUGUUGCUGAUUACCAAGUUUGAUACGUAACACUGAAAUCUAAUACUUGUAGCAGAGUACUGAAUGUAUCGUUUGUAAACUCCCAUAUAAAAAUUUUAGAUGGCUUUAUUUAUUUAUUUUUGGUUUUGUGGUCAUUGGCCUUAAUUGCUCCAGUAAUUGCUGGUCAGCACAUGGGACCGUGCAGCUAAUAUAACUGAUGGUAAUUGGGUUGUCUUUAUCA